Molecule: messenger RNA, 2034 nt
Organism: Diaporthe citri
Lineage: Eukaryota; Fungi; Ascomycota; Sordariomycetes; Diaporthales; Diaporthaceae
Exons: 2
Coding region: 1-2034 (677 amino acids)
Cellular component (GO): cytosol
Molecular function (GO): asparagine synthase (glutamine-hydrolyzing) activity
Source: RefSeq, a predicted model, not a curated record
AUGUGUGGCAUCAGUGUUGUCGUCGCCCUUCACGGCACAUCUCUUGAUGAUGGCACACGAAGCACUGCGGCACAGCUCAAUGAGAGCUUGAACAGGAUCUCUCAUCGAGGGCCGGACUCCAGAGGUGUAUGGGUCAAUGAUGACCAAAGCGUUGCGAUGGGGCACUGCCGUCUAGCCAUCAACGAUCUUACCACAGAUGGACACCAGCCGCUUCACAGCAUCAACGGCCACAUCCAUGCGGUUGUCAAUGGCGAAAUUUAUGAUUACGACCGCCUUAGGGUAGAGCUGAGUCACCAAUUUGGCUAUGAGUUCAGGGCCAGAUGCGAUUCCGAACUGGUCAUUGCACUCUACGAAACCUAUGGAAUGUCUUUCCUCUCGAAGCUUCGCGGUGAGUUCGCGCUUUGUCUGUACGACUCGACUAAACAGUACUUCGUUGCUGCUCGGGACCGAUAUGGCAUCAAGCCUCUGUUCUGGACUGUGAUAGGCAGCAGACUCCUGAUAUCUGCAGAGGCGAAAGGCUUCCUCCCGCUGGGGUGGAAACCUGAGUGGGAUGUCAAGAGCAUUCAGGAGUCCGGGUGGAAUCAUGAUCAACGGACGCUCUUCAAGAAUGUCAACAAAGUUCGGCCAGGGCAUUACCUGGCUUUGCACUUACCAUUUGGAUAUCCCGAGCCCCGGCAAUAUUGGGACAUCAACUACAGAGACAAACGCGAAGUGGAUAUGCGUGAGGAACACGAGAUGAUUUUGGGUGUCAGAGACAGGCUUCUCGAGUCCAUUCGACUUCGCCUGCGAGCUGACGUUCCAGUUGGGAUCUACUUAUCAGGUGGGAUCGACUCUUCGGCGAUUGCCGGCGUGGUCAACCACCUAGUCAACAAGCAGGGCGUGAAACUCGGCAUCCAAGGCGCCACCGAGAGGAUAUCCUGCUUCAGUAUAUCUUUCGACAAAGAAAGCGGGUUUGACGAGUCGGAUAUUGCAGGUCGGAUUGCAGAGUGGCUCGGCGUCAAGCACGUCAAAAAACACAUGGAUGAACAGGGGCUGGCCGAGAGAUUCGAGGAUGCAACCUAUCACUGCGAGCAUCAUAAUCACGAUCUGAACUUCGUUGGGAAAUACGCACUGUCUGAAGUUCCACAUGAGAAUGACUGCAAAGUCAUUCUCACAGGUGAAGGCGCAGACGAACAAUUCGCAGGCUAUCCUUUGUACAUUCCUGACUUCCUCCGGGAGCCUGACCUCGCCUGGCCAGGGCAGGAGUCACCUCCUGAAAACGUACGCGAACAGCUCUGUACUGACUUCGAAACACAAAUCACGGGCUCCUAUUCAUUGAUAGGGGCAGAUGUGUCGAACCGCGGCCCUUCUCUUGCCCGCCGCCAGUUAAACAACACAACUACUCCCGCAUCGAUGGCGGCCUUCCAACUUCCGCCCAAGUUUUUCACACACUGGACUCGUUGCUAUGCCUCUUCCACUCCCCUCGACACCAUUGCAAACAACGUUGAUGGUCGUGUACUCGACCUCAUUCAGAACAGCUGGCACCCACUUCAUUCAGCAUUAUACGUCUGGACCAAAGGUCACUUAGCAAACAACUUUCUGUCCUGUCUGGGUGACCGGACGGAAAUGGCACACAGUAUCGAGGCAAGACCUCCUUUCCUCGACCACGAACUGGCCGAGUACGUGAACAACCUCCCGCCUAGUGUCAAGCUUCGCUGGAACCCCAGCUCCCAUGCUAUCACGGAGAAAUGGGUUCUGCGCGAGGCCGUUAAACCCUUUGUCACAGACGAGAUUUACAAAAGAAGCAAGCAUCCCUACACAGCUCCCGCAACUUGGCCGGCCGGCGGACCAAUACACCAAUUACUUGAACGCUUGGUGACCAAAGCAAAUGUUGAUCAGCUAGGAUUUCUAGACUGGGAACAUGUAAAAGAUCUUGUUGGCGUGGCUUUCUUGGAGAAAGACGUAGCGUCUUUUCGACAAGCGUUGAUCAUUGCAGAGUGGGUUGUCAUCUCACAGAGAUUCGGCGUGGAGAAGGCGGCCUGCGAUCAGAUUUGA